This is a messenger RNA of Homarus americanus (American lobster), 2079 nucleotides long. Its product is annotated as ionotropic receptor 21a-like. The transcript is spliced from 10 exons. Gene Ontology annotation, cellular component: membrane. The record is from RefSeq and is a predicted model, not a curated record. Gene Ontology annotation, molecular function: glutamate-gated receptor activity. Bases 1 to 2079 code for a protein of 692 amino acids. NCBI's taxonomy places the organism in Eukaryota, Metazoa, Arthropoda, Malacostraca, Decapoda, Nephropidae.
AUGCUAGGUCAAGGUUACGCCAUUUGUGUUGAGCGAGUGCCAAUAAGGAGCCCCCAGUCAGUCACCACAACCCCACCUCGAUCACAGCCCUCAGUCACCACAAGUCCCCACCUCGAUCACAGCCCCCAGUCACCACAACCCCACCUCGAUCACAGCCCUCAGUCACCAGGCCAAGGAGAGGAAAAUACCCACAGCAACAAAGAUCUGACACAGGCCAAGACUGCUCCUCAAACCACCGUGCCAGAUCGACCCAAUACUAACGACGCCUUACAGCCAAACUACUCCCCCGUCGUCAAGGGUCACCACCACCAACCACCAUCAGUAGCUGCCGCAGGAAGUGUUGUGGAUCCCGCCGUGCUACUGACGAAGGAACUGAAGAAGGAACUUGUGGGGACACGUCAAGACGAAGUAAACCUCCACCACAGGGAAGACCUACACGACGGAGACCUCGAUAACAGUUUCUACGACGAGCUCCCCUACACCGAGAGUCUCCAUAGUGGUGCCGACGGGGAUGUGGUGAUGGAGGAGGGUGUGUCGAGGGAGGUGGCGUCGCUGGUGGAGAGUGUAAGGCGUCAGGGGAUGGGUCGCUGCGCCCUGGCUGUCACCACUGACCACCACCACCUCCCUGCCCUACACCUCCUCCUCACCCAACACCUGGAUAACAGCACCACCUUUCCUUCGUCACUAGCGGAGAAGUACAAGAGCGUGGGACGAGAGACGUGUGUCCAUUACGUGUUCCUCGUCAGCGACCCCUCCAGGCUACUCCACCUGUUGGCGGGACUAUACCAAGACGCCCUCUACCUGUGGGCUAAGUUCGUCCUCGUCACCCACCUGCACGUUCACCACAUCCUCGACUUUCUUCAGACGUCUCCAGUCAACAAGAUCGUCCAGGUACUGUUAGUGACACCUUCUGCCUCUCAGGACGGGGUGGCGCUGCAUCUGUACACCCACCUUUUCUUUCUGGAGCAGCGGCGCCUUACCCUCAAGAAGUUGGGCACCUGGCCUUUAAGAAACUCUUCUUCUACCUCCUCUACCUCCUCGUCAGCUGGAAAAGUUCGCGGCGCCCUCCAGUUCUUCCCGGAGAAGCUGUCAAACUUCAAUGGUUUUAGGUUCCGAGUGACGACCUUCAACCACCCGCCCGUUUCCAUCUUUGAGUCCUUACCUGACGGAGACAUUACCUACGAUGGGUUGGAGAUAAGACUUCUGUCAGCCCUCGCCUCAGCCCUCAACUUCACCGUGGAGAUUAACCUACCUAGAGACGGGGAGAAGUGGGGGAGUAGAUUACCCAAUGGCAGCUGGACGGGUGCGGUUGGGGAGACGAUCCGUGGGGAGACAGAUGUGUCCUUCGCUAAUUACUUCAUUACGGCCGAUCGCCUUAAGGUAAUGGACAUGACUGAGUCCUAUUACAUCGACUACGCCUGCUUCAUUACCCCCAAGCCUCAGCCUCUGCCCCAGUACACAGCUGUUGCCUGGCCCUUCCAUGUAAGCGUGUGGGGAGCGGUGUUAGUGACCUUGAUGAUGGUGCCUCCUGCGGUAAGGGUGGCAGGCCUGGUGGAGCCCGGCAGCUGGUUCCGACGCCUCGACAACGCCUUCUGGUACGUGCUCGGAGUGUUCUUGACCCGCUCGCAACCCUUCCAGCUGGUGCCAUCAUCGUCAGGGCUACGGGUCGUGGUUAUUACGAGUUGGGUAGCCGCUAUGGUCAUCUCUGUGGCGUAUAAGUCCUCCCUCAUCGCCUUCCUGAUGGUGCCCCUUCCUGCCCAGCCGAUCAACACCUUGGCACAGUUGUUAGAGUCUGGCCUACGCUGGGGAGUCAGGGACCGUGGUGGCUGGGAUGAAUGGUUCAGCAACUCGCUUGACCCGACGUCGCAAAAGAUCGCUGCUGGGUUUGAAUUCGUGAACGGGAUCGAGAGAGGCCUGGCGAGGGUGCUGGAGGGGAACUUUGCCUUCAUGAACUCCGGUACUUUCCUUCGUUACCUUGUUGCCAGUAACUUCACCGACGAGUUUGGCCAGACAGAGCUCCACAUCGCCAAGCAGUGUUUUGUCCCUUUCAGGCAAGUGGAAGUGGCGGCGCGAUUGUAA